UUUUUUUCCUCUGAAAGAAUAAGAAGAGCUUGGUAGCAUUUAAGAUCAUGCCUCUGGAAAACAUGAAUGAGUUCACCACACACCUACUGGAAAUUGUCAAUGCACACAUGAUCCUCAGAAAAAAUCUUAUGUCAGCAUCAAGAAUGCCACAGUCAUUUUCCUCUGCUGGGAUCAGUGACAUGGGGGGCUACGGAGGAGGUGGCAGCCUGCCAGUGAACGGGCUCACGGCGCACCAGAGCCAGGUGCUGAACUUGAUCAAAAGCUGCCGUGUCCCAGAGGGGAUGAGUCUGCAAGACUUGAAGCUCCAGCUCCACAGCAUGAGUAUGUCAACAAUCAA
Messenger RNA from Pyrgilauda ruficollis (rufous-necked snowfinch), 337 nucleotides. Its product is annotated as replication protein A 32 kDa subunit-like. NCBI's taxonomy places the organism in Eukaryota, Metazoa, Chordata, Aves, Passeriformes, Passeridae. The record is from RefSeq and is a predicted model, not a curated record. The annotation marks the transcript as partial. The transcript is spliced from 3 exons.